Messenger RNA from Meloidogyne enterolobii, 501 nucleotides. NCBI's taxonomy places the organism in Eukaryota, Metazoa, Nematoda, Chromadorea, Rhabditida, Meloidogynidae. The record is from the annotation of a GenBank genome assembly.
AUGGCUCAAAAAUUAAUUGUUUUUACUAUCCAUUUAGGUGUGAUAGGCUUCCUCUCAUUUUGGAAUGUCAAACUCGACCCGAUCUCAAUGAUUACUCUAAUCCUUGCAAUCGGAUUUUCAAUAGAAUUCAGUGCCCACGUAACCUAUGGAUUUGUUAGCGGCCCUGCUGAUUUAAACCCACGAGAACGUUGUAUUGAUACUCUAGAAAAAUUGGCUUGGCCGAUGGUUCACGGCUCUAUUUCUACAAUUCUUGGUGUUUUAGUACUAGCUUUCAUCGAUUCCUAUAUGGUCAGAGUCUUCUUCAAAACAAUAUUUCUCGUUUUGGUUAUCGGUGUGUUCCACGCCCUCGUUAUUUUGCCUAUACUUUUGCAUGAUACUGUCCCCUAUGGAGAAAAGCUUGCUUCGAAAAUAUAUGGAAAUAAACAGAGCAUUAAAAAUUCUUCUAACGGAGAGGAAAUUGAACAGAAAAAUAAAAAUUUAAAAAUUGUUAGGGUUAAUUAA